AUGAAAGAUAAGGGAAAGGGUGCUGAAAGCAGUGUGGCAGUUGCUGAAAGUUCAAUCGUUCCAUCUCUAGUUAUUGAGAAUCCAGUUCCUAUAUCUUCCGUAUCAGCAAUCUUUGAAGAACAUGAUGAUGAAGAGGGUGAUGACGAGGAAGAUGACGAUGAUAAGAAAGUCUUUUCGGCUAGCAGUCAUGGUUCUGAUAAUGACGAUGAUGAUGCUCAAGGUGGUAUGGGAAUUAAAGUGACUGAACAGUCAAGAGAAAAGAAUGUUGAUGAUUAUUUGAAUGAUACUGUAAAUGAAGAGACAGGGGGAGCUGAAGGAAAGGGGGAGUAUGGUGAUGAUCAGAAUGUUGAUCAAGUUGAGAAGCUGAUUCUUCGAAUUGAACCUCAUGUUGAAGAAGGUGAGAUAAGGCAUACUUACACAUUGGAUGAAGUACUGAAAAUGUUCAAUGUGAAUGAAGAUGAUUUUAAGUUUGAUUUUGAGGAAGAGCUGAAUGCUUUCGACAUCAACCAUCAGCGUGAUUGUGAUUAUGAAUAUAAUUAUGUUGAAGAUGCUGAUGUGUAUGACAGAGUUGAGGUCGAAGAUUAA
Helianthus annuus (common sunflower) is the source of this 585-nucleotide messenger RNA. Its product is annotated as myelin transcription factor 1-like protein. NCBI's taxonomy places the organism in Eukaryota, Viridiplantae, Streptophyta, Magnoliopsida, Asterales, Asteraceae. Bases 1 to 585 code for a protein of 194 amino acids. The transcript has 2 exons. The record is from RefSeq and is a predicted model, not a curated record.